UUAGGCGACCUUUGUCGGCCACCGUAGAAAGAGCGAGUUCCACUUAACACACAACACUAUGAUUUAUCUGUGUUUGUAUUGUCGACCAAGUGUUUUGGGGGUUCGCAACUCUCGAGAUCUGGUCAGGUUAGCAGCGAACCGCUGACUGACACUUACACGCAAGAUGGAAUAUUUGCUCCAAGUAAAAAUCGGCGCUCUUUUCGGUUUGUUGCUACUAACGCUUAUUUUCGGAUUCAUCCCCGCUCGAGUCACUUGGUUCAGGAACACAAACGGGACAGAGACUCACCGUACAGUUCUGAGUCUCAUAAGUUGCUUUGCCGGCGGAGUUUUCCUGGCAGCAUGUUUGCUCGAUAUCAUUCCAGAUUACCUGGAGGACAUGAACACUGCAUUGGACUCCAACAUGAUGGAGAUUAACUUCCCCCUUCCUGAGUUCAUCAUGGCAGUCGGUUUCUUCACAGUCCUCAUACUGGAGAGGAUGGUUCUGAACUGUCGGGAGAUGAGAGGGACCGUGAAUGAGUGGGCGCCCCUUAUACAAGACAACAGGAACGGCCACGGACACGGCCAUGUCCAUGGCUCCACCGUGAGUCCGGAUCUGGAGAGCAGCGGCCACCACGUCCAUGUCGACUUUCAGGCCCACUCGCCUUUUCGCUCCUUCAUGCUUUUCCUCUCGUUGUCACUCCAUUCGGUUUUUGAAGGGCUUGCAAUCGGCCUGCAGAACACUGACUCAAAGGUGUUGGAAAUCUGCAUCGCCAUACUGGUCCACAAGAGCAUCAUCGUCUUCAGCCUGUCUGUGAAGCUGGUCCAGAGCGCAGUUCGUCCCGUGUGGGUGGUGGCUUACAUCGGGGUGUUCGCCGUAAUGUCACCCCUGGGCAUCGCCAUCGGCAUCAGCGUGAUGGAGGCCCAGCUGGCGGCCGGAACCCUCAUCCAGGCCGUUCUGGAGGGGCUGGCCGCGGGAACGUUCAUCUACAUCACCUUCCUGGAGAUCCUCCCGCACGAGCUCAAUUCCCCCGGGAAGCAGCUGCUCAAGGUGCUCUUCAUCUUGCUGGGCUUCAUCGUCAUGGCUGCGCUCACCUUUUUGGGCUAAGUGCAUGAGACGUUCAAGCUCAGGUGCCCGUCAAGGUGUUGGCUCUGUGUUUGGGGUCGUCUUUAUUUCCAAUGCAGAUGGAAUGUUUCUCCACGUUCGGACUGUUUACACUGCACGUCCUGACACUUCAUAUUCCGCCACUUGGAGUAUUUUUAAGGGAGCACAGUAAAAUGCUUGAUUGUUUUAGACCUUUGAGUAUACUUUUUUUUAAGACCUUUUGUGAGGGAUUUUUAAAUAUAACUUCUUUUAGUUCGUUAGGAGUUUUACGUCAACUGAGCCUGUUGACUGACCAAGUCAGUCCGGGGUAUACGAUGCACAUCUGAACUGUUGCAAACAUUUUGAACCCGACUGAAGGAAACAACUGGAAAUAUUAAGGCCUUACUGUGUGUACUGUAUGUUGUACUUCAUCCAAUCAUGUCACCUCAUCAGCAACUACAUUUGUUUACGUCUGUUUGCUGUGUUUGAUUCAAAUGGGAAGUUUGCUUCCUUAAAAGUGCCUCCAUAUUUGCUUUUGUUCAUUUUACAAUGAGGUCCUGAUCACUUUAUUUCCUGUAGUCUUUACCACUGAUAGCAUGAUUUGUACUGUUUUAUUGCAAUCUUCCUAGCCUAUUUGUAGCCUCACUAGUAUUUUGUUGCUCAUGUAAUUUAAGACAGAUUUGUAAUGAGAGCUUGCACACUAAAUGUAAUGCCUUAAUAUUGUGACCAAAAAGAGAAUGCAAUCAAGAAAAAGGAUGGGAUUUAGUAUUAUCUGCACCUUUUUCCUAAUAAAGCACCAAUGGGGAUGAGAGGAAGACUGUAAUGUACUAAAAAAAUAAAUUUAACACAUAAUGUGA
This is a messenger RNA of Syngnathoides biaculeatus (alligator pipefish), 1917 nucleotides long. It is a transcript of the gene slc39a1, whose product is annotated as solute carrier family 39 member 1. The record is from RefSeq and is a predicted model, not a curated record. Bases 164 to 1084 code for a protein of 306 amino acids. Gene Ontology annotation, molecular function: zinc ion transmembrane transporter activity. Gene Ontology annotation, biological process: zinc ion transmembrane transport. Gene Ontology annotation, cellular component: plasma membrane. Lineage: Eukaryota; Metazoa; Chordata; Actinopteri; Syngnathiformes; Syngnathidae. The transcript is spliced from 4 exons.